This is a messenger RNA of Paramecium primaurelia, 869 nucleotides long. The record is from the annotation of a GenBank genome assembly. NCBI's taxonomy places the organism in Eukaryota, Ciliophora, Oligohymenophorea, Peniculida, Parameciidae.
AUGUUAUUUUUCCUAUCAUUCAUUAUAUUAAAUGGUUUGUAAUUGAAACUCUAACUAUAUGAUUAUUAAAAAGGAGACAUAAAUUAUACAGCAUAUUCAGUAAAUAGGUAAAUAUCAAUUUAGGUUUCCAUUAAAGUUGCUGGUUCAAACUAUUAAAUGGUAAUUGACAAUAUUAAUCCUUAUUCAUUGAUAUAUUCUAAAAAUCAUAUCAAUAACUAUUAAUGUAUUCAUUGUCCAUCAAUUGUAUAAUAAUUUGAUUGUAAAGAAAUCUGAUAAUUUUGAAAAGUUUUUGAUUUCUGAAUCAACCACAUUAUAAAACUCAAAUAAAUGCCUCUUAACUAAAAAUGAAAAUAAAUUAAAUAUAAAAAUUAGAAUAUCAUGCUGGAUCAACUUUCAUUAGAUUUGUUUAACUUAUGAUAUUUCUAAUUAAAAAUAAAAAUAACAACUGGUUUUGAUAUUAACAUAAUUAAUAGUAUCACAAAAUAAAUCAAAUCUAUUUUAUUAGUAAAUAAUAUUUUUGAAUUAGAUUAGAAUUACACAAUUUAUAGUAAAUUUACUAAAUUUCAACCAAUUCAUGAUUAAAAAGUAUCUUUAUAAAGUGGAUAUUAACUAAAAAAAACAAUAAGUUAUUAUAAUUAAAGACAAGAUCAAUCGAAAUAUAAUUCUAAUUAUUUUAUAAUGAUAUUUAAUUCCUGAAAAAAAAGAUAAUUAAAUUUGAUUUAAAAACUAAAUCUAAUUAUUUACCUUAGAUAUCAUCAAAUAGAUAAAAUCCUAUAAAAAAAUUAUUAAAGCUCAGUAUUUCUUUUACAUUUUUUUUUCUGAGAAAUUAAGAGACUAAUGGGCCUAUACAAAAAACUAGACUUUACUGA